CACAUCCUUUCAAAUGCUGUCCGUGUUUCUAAACGUUGCCACGUCAUCAUCACCUUCUUCUCUGUUGCUCUUAUUUCGGGCCCCCAAACCUCAGAUGCCAUUCAAUCAUUGCGAUUAGUUUUCUCCAAAUCGAGAGAGCAAAUCCCCAGGAUUGCCGGUAGCCUUUCUUGGCCUGGAGACCUUCUGUGAUAUUCAUUACUGUCAUCAGCAACUAUCGUCUCUGUUGCAAACUAAGUAACAACUCCACUUUACAGAGGAAAGGGAUAAAAAGACACGAUUUUCUCUUGGUGUGAGAAUGGCAACCAAUGAAAAUCUUCCGCCUACUGUUAUCAAACAGCUUGCUAAGGAAUUGAAGAAUCUUGAUGAAACUCCGCCAGAAGGAAUUAAGGUUGUUGUAAAUGAUGAUGACUUCUCCACCAUAUUCGCCGAUAUUGAGGGUCCAUCUGGAACUCCUUAUGAGAACGGUGUCUUCCGCAUGAAGCUAUUACUGUCUCACGACUUCCCUCAUUCUCCACCCAAAGGUUACUUCUUGACAAAAAUAUUCCAUCCAAAUAUUGCAACAAAUGGGGAGAUAUGUGUCAACACGCUGAAGAAGGACUGGAAUCCAAGUCUUGGUCUACGACAUGUUUUGCUUGUCGUGAGAUGUCUACUGAUAGAACCGUUUCCUGAGUCAGCACUUAAUGAACAAGCUGGUAAGAUGUUGCUUGAGAAUUACGAGGAGUACGCGAGACAUGCAAGGCUAUAUACCGGUAUUCAUGCCCUUAAACCCAGCUCCAGAUCAAAGACCGGAGCUAUCACGGAGUCAACCACGGCUUUGAAUGUGGAUCAAACCAACACAGUUCUUAGUAACAGCAAAGUGCCCCUGGCUCCGACAGCAUUGAGCACAUCUACUGCAUCUAAAGGAACUGCAGCAACCGGACUGGAUCCAAAUGUUGUGAUCUCUGGACCAACAAAUGAGCCUGCCACAGGACCAGCUGCUGCUAUCCAAAAGAAGGAAGCACCAAAUGCGGCCGCAGCAGCGAAAUCUCAAGUUGAUAAGAAGAAAAUUGAUGCCAGGAAGAAGAGUCUGAAGAGAUUAUAGGGAAGUGAAAAAGCGAGGAAGGGUGGGGAUAUGAAUUAGAUAGAUAUGCAAACUAGUGGUACUGAAAUUGUUGUGGGAGAAGAAUAAACAAAACAACAAACAAAACAUUGAGAGUUUGAGGGGCACUUGUUAUGUCAUUUUGGAAAUUAAAACUCCCUUAAAAUGAUAAAAAUUUCAAUUUCUCA
Molecule: messenger RNA, 1266 nt
Organism: Dioscorea cayenensis subsp. rotundata (Guinea yam)
Lineage: Eukaryota; Viridiplantae; Streptophyta; Magnoliopsida; Dioscoreales; Dioscoreaceae
Product: ubiquitin-conjugating enzyme E2 22
Exons: 7
Coding region: 296-1081 (261 amino acids)
Source: RefSeq, a predicted model, not a curated record